Molecule: messenger RNA, 1792 nt
Organism: Triplophysa dalaica
Lineage: Eukaryota; Metazoa; Chordata; Actinopteri; Cypriniformes; Nemacheilidae
Product: growth/differentiation factor 6-A
Exons: 4
Coding region: 104-1069 (321 amino acids)
Biological process (GO): BMP signaling pathway; SMAD protein signal transduction
Cellular component (GO): extracellular region
Molecular function (GO): cytokine activity; growth factor activity
Source: RefSeq, a predicted model, not a curated record
UCUAAUUGCUCUUUUAGGAAUAGGUGGGCUUCACGGUUUCCUGUCAGUGGAUGAUCCAGGGGAGGAACUGGAGCACAGAGACUUUAACAAAGCCAUUUUGGAGAUGUUGCACAUCAAUAAACUGUCAACACUUCAACAGGCAAAGCCACACCCCUAUAUGAAGCAGGUGUACGAGUCCCUGGACACACAGGUGAGAGAGAUGAGCGCUGCUGAUGGGACUCUUGUGCAGAGUUUCAGGAGCAUUGAAGACUCAAAGCACGGUGUUCCAGGUUGGAUCUGGUUCAACGUGUCUCACCUCAGCCCAUCCAUGAAGGUUGCCGAGCUGGUUCUGCUGAGGAAAACUCUUCAUCCCAAGCCACUCAGUGUGACAGUCACAGUUCACAGUAUUUCUCCAGAAACAGGAAAUCUGAGCAUUAGUGGACCUCUUGUGGAGCGGUUAUUGAGCUUGAACCAGUUACAUCCAUCCGGCUAUGAUGUUUUUGAUGUGACCCCUUCAAUAACCCGACGCCUGACCCGUUCAGACGCAUUGGGCUUCCAGCUUCGCUUUGGGGACGAGAGCGGCAGCUUGGUUCUCCAUGAGGCCCUCACGCAGAGCCUCUAUUGCCUGAAUGGCAGCACUCUCAACCAGCCGCUCUUGGUGGUUUACAGAGCCAAAUCAAUGGAGUUGAGAGAUGGCGCUGAACCCAGACAGAGGCACGACUGCACUGGCAGCUCAGAAUAUAACAAAGAGCGAAUGCGGUUGAGGAAUUUCAGACGUGCUGCACAUUCUCCCUGCAAACUGCAUGUACAUCACAUUAACCUUCAUUCGAGUCAGCUGAGUCGAUGGAUUCUACAGCCAUCACAUUUCAACAUCAGUAUCUGCAGCGGUAUCUGCUCGAAAGAGUUGUCAACGCCGUCCAUUAGUUUCCAUAGACAAAGCAAAAAUGAUUCACUUCAAAGAUCAAACUGCAUUCCUCAAGGGCUGUCUUCUCUGCUCGUCAUGUACAGCAUCGGCAAUUCUGACAUUAUUAUAAAGGAGAUAAAGGAUAUCAGAGCAGACCGAUGUGUGUGUCUGCCAACCUCUCCAUAAAAGUUCCUGGAAACGCAUAUUAUAAAUACUUCAGUUUGUGGAUUUUAAAUCUGUUGUUAUGUCCAUACCUGAAAACAGAGGUGCCUUCAAAUUACCUUCAUUAUUAUUCAUAUACAAUUAGAAGAAAAUAGAAUUAUAUACAUACUGUAUAUGUAUAUUAUUGUAAUAAUACAUAAUUAAUGUAUUAAUUAUGUAAUUAUUGUUAUAUGUAGCUUUACUGUAGCUCAGUGGUGAGAGCAUUGCGUUAAGGGUUCGAUCCCAGGGGAUUGCAAAUACCUAUGUAAAAUGUAUAGGAUAAAGCAAUGUAAGUCGCUUUGGAUAAAACCGUCCGCCAAAUGCCUAAAUGUAAAUGUAAUUUACUGUUAUACAUCUUUUUCGAUUUAGGCCUUCUCAUUUCUUUUUAGUAGCCUAAUGAAUUUUUUAAAACUGAAGAAAACAUUGGACUGAAAGUGCACUUCUGGCCACAUGAUGUCACAAUAUAGCAAGAAUUACUUGUUGUCAAUGUCUAUUCAACACCAUUGUAAAUAUGUUUCAAUUUUCAAAUGUUUGUUGUAAAUUGUGAGUUUAACAUAUGCUGACCUUAAACUGCCUUUUUAUGAACAAAAAAAUAUAUUCAAUGUCUAUCUUAAAAAUAAGACGUUUUACUAACAGAAAUGUAAUAAGUAUAUCCUGUAAUUCUUUAUGCACAUGAUAAAUAAUAAAAGACCCAACAAAGUUUUAAAA